This is a messenger RNA of Lolium rigidum, 2300 nucleotides long. RefSeq names its product probable L-type lectin-domain containing receptor kinase S.5. The transcript has 2 exons. Gene Ontology annotation, molecular function: protein kinase activity; carbohydrate binding; ATP binding. Gene Ontology annotation, cellular component: plasma membrane. The record is from RefSeq and is a predicted model, not a curated record. Gene Ontology annotation, biological process: protein phosphorylation. Bases 1 to 2247 code for a protein of 748 amino acids. Lineage: Eukaryota; Viridiplantae; Streptophyta; Magnoliopsida; Poales; Poaceae.
AUGGCGCCUUCCCGCCGUCCCCUAAGUGCCAGCACCGCCGGCUUCGCCGUCGUCCUGCUUCUCUACGCCAUCUCCGUCUGCUCGCUCCUCCCCGCCGUCUUCGCCCAGUCCGCCACCUUCACCAGCACCGUCGGCGGCACGGACUUCACCACCUUCUCCUUCCCCUCGUUCGACACCACGCUGAUGAAGCUCCCGGGCAACCUGACCUUCUCCAACAACGCCACCGUCAGCUCGCAUGCUCUGCAGAUCACACCGGACACGAUAAAUGACCCGGAUACGUUCCUCGUCAACCGCGCCGGCCGGAUCAUGUUCGCCACGCCGUACGUGCUCUGGGCCUCCAACGCCUCCAACUCCAGCGCCGACGGCCGCCGCGUCGCCUCCUUCUCCACCGUGUUCAAUAUCAACCUCUACCGCGCGAACGCGUCCGUCAAGGGCGAAGGGCUAGCGUUCGUCGUCGCGUCCGGCGGUGGUGCGGAUCCGCCCCCCGGCAGCGUCGGCGAGUACCUCGGCCUCACCAACGUGUCCACCGACGGCAGCGCCACCAACGAGUUCGCGGCUGUGGAGUUUGACAGCGUGAAGCAGCCCUACGACCCCGACGACAACCACGUCGGCCUCGACGUGAACGGCGUGCAGUCCAAGGUCGCCGCCUCCCUCACCCCCUUCGGCAUCCAGCUCGCGCCCGCGCUCACCAACACCAGCACCGACGACGGUACCUACUUCGUGUGGGUCGAGUACAACGGCACGUCGCGGCACGUGUGGGUGUACAUGGCCAAGACCGAGAGCAAGCCGGCCACCCCCGUGCUCAACGCGUCGCUGGACCUCUCUACUGUCCUCCUUAACAAGACGGCUUACUUCGGCUUCUCGGCGUCCACCGGCGUGGCGUACCAGCUCAACUGCGUGCGCAUGUGGAACAUGACGGUCGAGAUUCUCCCCGGCUCCGCCACCCCCGGUAAGAAGGAGGCGCUCUCCGGCUGGAAGCUCGGGCUGACCAUCGGCGUGCCUUCCGCCGUUGCGCUGGCGCUCGGGCUCUUCCUCGGCCUGUACAUCAGGAACAGGCGGAGGAGGAUCGGCGACGACCCCAACUCGUUGUUCCACAACACCAUCGAUUUAACGAGCAUGGCCGGGGUGCCCAAGGAGUUCGACUACAAGGAGCUGAGGAAAGGAACCAACAACUUCGACGAGAAGAUGAAGCUGGGGGAGGGAGGGUACGGCGUGGUGUACCGCGCCACCGUGGUCGGGGAACAUGGCCAGACCGUGGAGGUGGCCGUGAAGCAGUUCUCCGGGGCCAACACCAAGGGGCAGGAGGACUUCCUGGCUGAGCUCAGCAUCAUCAACCUCCUCCGGCACCGCAACCUCGUCAAGCUCCUCGGCUGGUGCCACCAGAACGGCGUGCUGCUGCUGGUGUACGACUUCAUGCCCAACGGCAGCCUGGACAGGCACCUCUUCGGCGGGCCGGAAUCCCCGAUCCUCACCUGGGAGCAGCGCUACAAGAUCGUCGCCGGCGUGGCCUCCGCCCUGAACUACCUCCACCACGAGUACGACCAGCGCGUGAUCCACCGGGACCUCAAGCCGUCGAACAUCAUGCUGGACAAGGACUUCAACGCCCGGCUGGGCGACUUCGGCCUGGCCCGCGCGCUGGAGUCCGACAAGACCUCGUACACGGACUUGAUCGGCGUGCCCGGCACGCUGGGGUACAUCGCGCCGGAGUGCUUCCACACGGGCAGGGCGACGAGGGAGUCGGACGUGUUCGGCCUCGGCGCCGUCAUCCUGGAGAUCGUCUCGGGGCGGCGCGUCUCCUACAGCAACCAGGUCGGGUGCAGCCAGCUGCUGGAGGGCGUGUGGCAGCUCCACGGCGUCGGCGGAGGGCGCGUCCUCGAUGCGGUCGACCGGAGGCUAGCCGACGGCGAGUUCGACGAGGACGAUGCGGAAAGGCUCCUGCUGCUGGGGCUGGCGUGCAGCCACCCGAACCCCGGGGAGCGGCCGAGGGCGAAGGAGAUCGUGCAGAUCCUGACGCGCGCCGCGCCGCCGCCGGAGGUGCCGGCCGCGAAGCCGGCGUUCAUGUGGCCCGUGCAGCCGGUGGCGGCGUUCGCGGGCGAGGACGGGGAGCUGCCGACGUCCGGCGUCAGCACGGCCAUGACCUCCUCGUCGUCGUACUCGUACUACGCCUCGUCGGCGGGGUGGACGACCCAGAACUACCUGCUGAGCAGGGACCACGACCUGACGGAGAGGGACCCGUCCACUGUGUGACCGAUGACCCCGCCGGCGGCGAGGCGGCUGCCGGGACGUGCAGAGUCAGUCAA